AUGAAGCAGCAUUCACAUAGCUUGUAUCCUGGUCCCACUAUGAUUCAGCCUGUGAAUAUAAGUAAACCUGCGGGGAAUGGUGCAUACGGAAUUUUUUCUGGAUCUGAUACCCGCAAUACAGCAAGCGAUGCUGCCCUCUUCUCUAGCUCUUUACCUGUUCUACCACACGAGAAGUUGAAUUUGGAAGAGACAGAUCAUGGUGAACAGUCAGUUGAUGAUGUCUCUGCUGGUUCUGAAACACUUAAUCAAAAUGGGGAGAACGCUGAUAUACUUCAAAAUGAUGAAGCUCAUGUUGCUGGUACCCUGCUUCCUGAUGACGAGGAUGAGCUUUUAGCUGGGAUAAUGGAUGAUCUCGAUCUGUCUAGGUUACCAUUAUCUCUUGAAGACCUCGAUGAUUAUGAUCUUUUUGGCAGUGGAGGAGGAAUGGAACUGGAAAUGGACUUGCAGGAAAACAUGAGCUUUGGUCUUUCGAAGUUCAACUUGUCUGAUGGUAUUGCUGGGAAUGGAAUUCCUCAGUAUGGUCUUCCUAGUAGUGUUGGAACAGUUGCAGGUGAACAUCCAUAUGGUGAGCACCCUUCAAGAACACUAUUUGUCCGAAACAUUAACAGUAAUGUUGAGGAUUCUGAACUCAGGGCUCUGUUUGAGCAAUAUGGUGACAUUAGGACUCUGUACACUGCUUGCAAACAUAGGGGUUUUGUGAUGAUAUCUUAUUAUGACAUCCGUGCUGCUCGAACUGCAAUGCGUGCAUUGCAAAAUAAGCCGCUUAGAAGGAGAAAACUCGAUAUUCACUUCUCAAUUCCUAAGGAUAAUCCUUCUGAGAAGGAUGUCAAUCAAGGAACUCUUGUAGCUUUCAAUCUGGAUCCAUCAGUGUCAAAUGAAGACCUGCGUCUGAUUUUUGGUGUCUAUGGGGAGGUUAAAGAGAUCAGGGAAACACCACACAAGAGGCACCAUAAGUUCAUCGAGUUUUAUGAUGUGAGGGCAGCAGAAGCAGCACUUAAGCAGUUAAAUCGAAGUGACAUAGCUGGCAAACGCAUAAAGCUAGAACCAAGUCGCCCUGGCGGUGCUCGUCGAAAUUUGAUGUUGCAACUGAAUCAAGAGCUUGAGCAAGAUGAGCCUCGAAAUUUUCGCCAUCCAGUGGGUUCUCCAGUAACCAACUCUCCUCCAGGUAACUGGCUACAGCUCAACAGUCCAAUAGAACACAACCCUUUGCGGAGUAUCAGUAAAUCACCAGUUUUCAGGAACAUGAGCCCAACUCAUAGUAGCCAUGUCUCUGGGCUGGCUUCAAUUCUUCACCCUCAAGUCUCGAAUUCAAUGAAAGUCGCACCAAUUGGGAGAGAGCAUGGGAGGAGUAGCCUUUCACUACUUGGAUCUGCCUUCCAACAAUCCCAUUCACUACCUGACUCAAAGUUGAGCCAAUUUCAUGCAAGCAUGUCAUCGUUGGGUCCUUCAACAUCAAGCGGAUCUGUUAUGGAAACAUUAUCAGGCCCACAGUUUCUUUGGGGAAGCCAGAACUCUCAUCCGGAACAGCAUACCAUUUCUUCAUCAGCCUCUUCGGCCUGGCCAAUGCCUUCAUCAACACGGCAUCCUUUUCCAUCCAAUGGGAAGGGACAGGUGUUGCCAUUUUCAGGUCGGCAUGGUUCUUUCCUGGGUCACCAACAACAUCUUCAUCAUCAUGUCGGUUCUGCUCCAUCUGGAGUCCCUCUGGAGAGGCACUUGGGAUUCCAGCCAGAUUCACCAGAGACAUCAUUCAUGAAUCCCGCUGCUUCAUUUGGAGGAUUUGGUAUGGGUCAGAAUGAUCGAAACUUCAUGAUGAAUAUGGGGGGACCACAUCCUCUUAUGAAUGGAGUUAAUAAUAUUUCUAGAACCAUGCCUGACAAUGGUAGUUCUUCAAGUUACAACAGAAUGAUGUCUUCCCCAAGGCUUAGUCCCGUUUUCUUAGGUAGUAGCCCAUAUGCAGCAGGACUUGCAUCCCCUAGCAUGGAUAAUUUUAUUGACCGUGGCAGUAGUAGACGGAUUGAGAGUAAUGGAAGCCAAGUUGAUACCAAGAAGCAGUUUCAGCUUGACUUGGAUAAGAUCAUGAAUGGGGAAGAUUCUCGGACGACACUAAUGAUAAAGAAUAUACCGAAUAAGUACACUUCUAAGAUGCUGCUUGCUGCCAUUGAUGAGAAGCACAGGGGUAGCUAUGAUUUCCUCUACUUGCCCAUUGAUUUCAAGAAUAAAUGCAACGUGGGCUAUGCAUUUAUCAAUAUGUUGUCUCCUUCGCACAUCGUCCCAUUUUACGAGGCGUUCAAUGGUAAGAAGUGGGAGAAGUUCAAUAGUGAGAAAGUUGCUUACUUGGCAUAUGCUAGGAUCCAGGGAAAGGCAGCUCUUGUGAACCAUUUCCAGAACUCGAGUCUUAUGAAUGAAGACAAACGCUGCCGGCCAAUCCUGUUCCAUUCAGAGGGUCAGGAGUUUGUCGACCAGAUCAUUCACGAGCAUCUACAGUCAAACAGUUUGAACAUUCAGUUCCGUCAGCCAAAUGGGUUAUAUUCUGAGGACUCUCCAGCUGGAAGUCCUACAGAUGAUUACCCUUUUGAUCAAAGAUGA
Linum trigynum is the source of this 2586-nucleotide messenger RNA. The record is from the annotation of a GenBank genome assembly. NCBI's taxonomy places the organism in Eukaryota, Viridiplantae, Streptophyta, Magnoliopsida, Malpighiales, Linaceae.